Paramecium octaurelia is the source of this 5004-nucleotide messenger RNA. The record is from the annotation of a GenBank genome assembly. Lineage: Eukaryota; Ciliophora; Oligohymenophorea; Peniculida; Parameciidae.
AUGAGACAAAUUAUAAAAAAGGAAGACUCCAAAUUCUUAGAUCAAAUUGUGUGCAAUAUGCUCCAGUUGAAUGACUUAUUCUAUUGCUAUGAACCAUUUAAGAUAUUUAUUUUUAUUGUAAGCAUGUGUUAACCAGUAUUUUAUCUGUACUAUUACGAUUAUGAUUAAUUUUAAGAAAAAAUACCAAAUACUACUAUUCAAUAGAUGAUAUUUUACUUUUUUAGGCCCGAAAUACUUAUAUUCAAGUUUUUCCCAAACCUAGCGUUACUAAUUAUGCCAUACAUAAUACUAGUGCUUUUAUUUAUUGCUAAAUUAGGAAUCAUAUUUAACUUAGCAAAUGAAAAUUAAAGAUAUUUAAAAAAAUAAAAGAAUCCUAGCAUUCUCAAAAACAUGCUUAAAACAUUCACAUCAUAUUAUUAAUAAUUAUUAUGUGUUGUACUCCACUACCCAAUAUAAACAUUAAUAAUUAGUGCUAUAAGUAAUACCCUCAAGUAAUUUCAAAAUUAAAAUUCCGCUUAUUUUGCUUUACUGUUAUUUGGAAUCAUCAUUUUCUUUAUUGUCGAAAUCGACACUCUAUUGCAUCUCUUUAUCUGCUUGCCCUCAUCCAAUUUCCACAUCAGAGGAUUUGAAAAGUCACUUGUAACUUCCUUUGACAUUUGCAUUUAUGCGAUUGAAUUACUGCAAAUCAUUUUCUUUGGAACAAUAAACAAAUAAGAAAUUUCCUAAUUUGCCUAGAUAGCCUUAACCCUCAUCAUUGCUCUCUUGAAGAUUACUAAUUAACUCAUGUAUCAAGGAUACAUUUAUAAGACUCAAAGAAUAAUCCUAUACUUUAUAAAUUCCAUGAUAAUUUCAUACUCAUUAUAUGCAUUCAUAGAUCUAAAAAAUAAUUCCAUCUUAAUCUGGCCCCUCCUAGCCAGUAUUGUAUUUUACGCUGACUACCAAUACCAAAUCAAUUCCAUCCAUUCAAUAUUUAUCAAUACUAAACAACCUAUCACUAUGUAUGUGUAUUAAUUGGUCAAGUUUUCAAAUAACUGCUAUCAAAACGAAAUUUAACCUCUCCAAAACAGUCUAAUUUGGGCUCAGCACAAAGCCAAAUGUUCCAAUCUCAGUUGUUCUUGCAAGGAACCAACUUUGAAUAUCUUAGAUGUUCAAUAAGCCAACAUUAUUACAGAACAAAUUUUUAAGUAGUUCAUUUACACUAAAAUUAAAAACAUUACUAAGCAAAUCCAUGAGAAUCGAAAUAUACAUAAUUUAGAUGCUGCAUUCUAUGAAAUUGCUUAAGCUACCCUAUUCAUGAGACAAGGAUUUGUACUCAUAGCCAUCAAGAACUAUAAUAGAUUUUUGAAUAAUUCAUCCAAUGAUUAUAGAGUAAGAGUAAUAUCGAGUGAGAAAUCUCUUACCAAUAGAGCUUAAAAAAAAAUGAAGCAAAGUCAAGCUGAUUCAUAAAUUCAGGAUAUUAUAAAUAAUUAACACAAGAAAGUGUUAAAGUAUGAUGCUAUGAAUAGAAAUUUUCAGGUUUCCACACUCAAACUUAUUAAAAUACAAUACUUAUUGAGAUAGGCAUAGGUGUAUCUUAAUGAAAAUUUCACUAAUGCCAUCUGUACAGCUCAACAAUUGUAAAUGUCUGAUUAUUUGAAUUUGUACUUAAAAAGUGAGUUUCAAAUGGACGACCUCUAAUAAAUGAUCAUUAAGAUAAUAAAAUUGAAAAUAGAAUUCUACACCUAUCUCUUGUAAUGUGAUGCUAUGAAUUCUGAUAAAAUAUUUGUUUACAAAAUGAAGUACUUCACCUAAGUUUUAGAUUUAGAAGAAAGACUUCUUUCAAAAUAUGAGGCUUACUAAAGUAUUAAAAUGAGAUAAAUGAUAAUUUUCUUUUAUUCGCGAAUUUAUAAUAGUUACUAAAAGGCUUAAAAAUUCAAACAAAUUAACAACAACUAAUAAUAGAGAUAUGUUUUUAGCAAUUAAGUUAUUGACUUCUAUUCUGAUAAGAUUAUGUAUGUUUUGUUUUAAUUGCAAGAUGAUUUAUAAAAUUUAAAAAUCAAAUCUCAUUCAAGUAAUUUCCUGAAAAUAAUUGGUCGAUAACCUAAUGACCAUCUCAUAUAAUUUUGUGAUAUAUUACCUGACUUCAUAAGGGAAGAACACCCUGCUAUGGUUUAGAGAUUUGUUUAAACAGGCAAAGCAAGAUACUACAGAAAUCUUAGUCUUACAUUUGUGAAGCAAUAAAAUGGGUUAUCCAAAUAAAUGGAACAGACCUUUGAUACAGUCACAUUAUUAAAUGAUAAUAGAGUGGUAUUUGCAUCAGUUCUUCAAGAAGUACUUGAAUAAAAAGCAUAUCUCCUAGUAAAUGUGAAUGGAUUGUUAUCUGGUAUGACCUUUAUGUGUUUGAGAAAAUUGGGAUUUUCAGAAGAAGACAUAGUAACAAUAGAUGACUUCUAUUCAUUCUAUGAUGUUGAAAUCAAUUAAAUCAUUCCUGUCUUUAAUAGUAUACCCUGGUCUGAAAUAUAGGAAUAAAAACUUGAUAAUGUAAAGUUAUUAUUUCUUGACAUAUUACAUUUAUAAAGGGAAAAUUAUAGCAAAUCUUCAAUUGAUAAUCAUUCACAAUUAGGUAGAGUUUGGUAGGAUAGUAGAUAUACAAAAGAAUAUGCAGCAAAUUUAUUCAUUAUGAGAAGGGAGAUAUUCGGAUUUUAUUAUUUUAUAAUCGAAUUAGAAUCUGCUCAUAUGAUUGAGUCUUCACAUCAAAACAAUGCAGUAUUUUCCUGUACUUAAUUCAAAUAAACUCAACAUAAUGCUGAAUCUGCAAUCUUUGAUAUCGAUUCAAUUAUUUUAUCUAUUGAUGAAGGAGCCGCCAAGCAUGUAAAUACUUUGAAUAUCUAAGAACGAGAGAAUUAUUCAAUAGCAUUAAAAGAACUCUCAAAAUAAUAGGAUUAUGAUAAAAUGUAUUAAAUUAUGCUAAGCCCCAACCAUAGUGUAUCUAAUUUGAUUGAUAAAACUCAAAAUAUGAUGAACACUGUUCAAAGACACAAUAGCUCAUUUUAAUAAGAAUAUUACUGUUAACAACCUGCAUUUUACAUUGCUGAGGCUUCAAGUAAAGAGAAGCAUCCUCAAUUACAGUAAGCUCAAUAGUAGGAUGAUUUAUAAUAAUAAUCGGAAUCUAGUUUGGGUUCUAUAAAAAGACCUACUUACAUGAAAAAGUUUGAAAUCAUAGAUUCAUUUUAUAGCAAUUUCAAUUUUUCAUAACAAAAGAUCAUGGUAUUCUUUAUUAUAUUCACCCUCGUAGUGUUUGGCAUUUUUUCAGUAAUAAUUUUGUCUCUGCUAAGUAGUGAUUUACAAACUAAAAUUAAAGAGAUAGAGAUGCUAUCCUUCUAGGCUGACAUUGUAGCUCCUUAUGAUCGAUACCUUGCAAUAAGGGCGUAGAUUUAUUAUUAUUAAGGGUUACUUACAGCUAAGAAGAUUAAUUAAUCGUUAACAAGUGAUUUAGUAGAACCACUUUAUUCUAUCAUAGGAGUGUGCUACAAUGAAUUAAAGGAAAAUUCUUAUGUUUCUUUAUUAGAGAGUGAUCUAAAGGAAUUCUUUAAGGAUGUUUAUACUAAUACUUUUUUUAUGGGCAUGACUGACAAAAUCAUUUACUCUAGAAAUAUAACUUUUAGGGAAUUUAUCCAUCAAUUGCUCAAUUAUCAAUAUGAUUUUAAAAUAAUUUUUGAUAAAAGGAUUCCAACUAAGGGUUGUCCUUGUUAAGUCUUUCAAUUUUCUAAUUAUUUCAAUCUAUAGGAUAAUCUAGAAAUUAUGUCUCAAGAAAUUUUACAAUUUUCAAGAGACAAAUGUACAUAAAUAAUUGAUAAAUGGAUUACGAUUUGGAUUGUUUUUAUAGUUGUUUGUUUUGUGUUGUCUCUUUUGAUAUAUUAUUUAAAGACUGGGAUAUUAUUUUAGUAUGAUACAAUUAUGGAAAUUAUAACACAUAUAACUGAGUAAAGUAUAAUAAAAGAGACUGAAAAACAUAAAAUGUUAUUGAACAAUUUACUGUCUUAAAAUGAUUAUAUUAAUAGUUACUAAUUAGAAUUAUAGACUGAAGUACAAUAGAAUAAUUAAAUUAAAUAAGAAAAUGAUGUACUGAGAAAAAAUAAAAGGAAAAUAUUGAUUAGGGCAUCGAAAUUGAAAUCAGUAAUAUUUUCCUUUGUUAUAUUUGUAAUAUUUUUAAUCUACUCUUGUUUAGUUACAUUUUCAACAUAAAGUUUCUUGAACAAAUAUUAAUCAACUGCUGAUUUUUAUAAGUUGAUAGCAGAUUUAUCUUUCAGAAGUGGUAAUAUGUUUUUAUAUCGAGAAAUGUUUAUGUUAUGGGGAAAUCUUACUUACUUAAAUAAGACCGAUGGAUUAAGAUUGUAUAAUCUAAUUGACAUUGCAUAAACUAAGAUUAUGGAAUAUGUUGAUUAGGCUCCAAGGAUAAAUUUGGAAACACUUUUAGUUCCUGAAGAUUUCUAUUAAUUCUUUCUUACAGUCUAAAACACUGAUGUAUGCAAUUUUUUGGAUGAGAAUUACAAGCAAGUGCUUACUCCGUAUUGUCUCAAAUCAUUUGAUGGAUCUUUGAUGAAAGGAAUGCUUCCUGCAUUAACUUACAUUCACCAGACCAUAAUUACUCAAUAGGCUAUCAAUAAUUUCACAUAUAGGGCAGAGGACAUUUUGUAUGAAGUGGAAGGAGGGUAGGUCGCAAGUAGAGUAUUUUCAUUUAUGAACGAAAACUUAUAGAAUGGAAUCAUUAAAAAAACAGAGAGUUUCAAUUAUUAAAAUUAGGUAAUGUAUUUAGAUAAUUAUAAGUUAUUGUCAAUCUUCUUUUUAAUUGCCUUAGGUUCUAUUUGUUUCUUUGUUGUGAAUUUCCAUUAUACUAAUCUCAAAUAACAUCUCCAACUAAUAAAAUUUGGAGUCUUGAUGAUACCACAGAGUGACAUCUUGAAGAACGACUUCUUUGAAAGAUAUCUGAAGCAAAUUGAACUGAAAUUGGGUUAUAAAUUGUGA